GCAAUAGCCUACCGAGUAGAGUGCUGGUGAGAUGCGAUAAUACCCUGCGUAUUAACACCCUGAACCCGCACCAGCUCUGACAUCGCGUUUGUACGCAUUAUAUUGCUGUGGAUUUUCAGGUCAAGAAGCAGCAGAAUAUAUAGCUUACUUUUUUCCAUUGAUCUGGUCUUGGAGAGGCAUAACGCACGGUUAAUGAACAGGACUGAGUGACAUGCGUGCGUCUCCGUAACUGUGACGAGGAUACAAACUUUCCUACAUUUGACACGGGGCAAAGUUUAUGUCAGUGACUCGGGUUUAGACAAGUUGGAGUGAAGCAUUAUCUCGUCUUCUUUUCAACACCAUUUAAAGAACGACUGUGCAAGAAAACUUUCCAAAAGUUGGUUGAGAUUUAUAUGUUUAUUUGCGGCAUCUGAGGGAAAAGUGGUGGACUCCUGUCCACAAGAGAAUCGCAAGCUGAGGGCGAUUUAGCCGAGAAGAAACUUGCAAGCUGUUCUUUAGGAUCAAGCUAAACCGAAAUUGUGGAUGAUACAUUUUUUCAUUUAGGUCGAAAUUAAUUCCACAUACGAAUAAAAAUGGAUCUUAAAUGCUUGGGCUUGGCGGCGCUUUUCCCUAUACAGAUCGUUUAUUACAUACUUAAAGCAAGUGUGUGCUUGUUGCUACCGAGCAAACGGAAGGACUUGAGCGGCGAGGUCGUGUUGAUCACCGGCGGUGGAAGGGGCAUCGGUCGUCACCUGGCAAAGGAAUUUGCGAAGCAAGGAGCAAAAAAGGUGAUCCUGUGGGGCCGCACGGAGAAGUGUCUGAAGCAGACGUGUGAGGAGAUCUCGCUCGCCGGCACAGAGUGCCACUACUUCAUCUGCGACGUGGCCAACCGCGAGGAGGUCUACCAGCAGGCCAAAGUGGUCCGGGAGAAGGUGGGGGACGUGAGCGUGCUGGUGAACAACGCCGCAGUGGUCCAUGGGAAAAGCCUGUUGGACAGCGAUGAUGACGCCUUGCUGAAGUCGCAGCACGUGAACACCCUGGGGCAGUUCUGGACCACCAAGGCCUUCCUGCCCAGGAUGCUGGAGCUCCAGAGCGGCCAUGUUGUGUGCAUCAACUCCAUCCUGUCGCUCAGCUCCAUCCCGGGGGCCAUAGACUACUGCACCUCCAAGGCGGCCUCCUACGCCUUCAUGGAGAGCCUGACGCUGGGCCUGCUGGACUGCCCGGGCGUGGGCUGCACCACCGUGCUGCCCUUCCACACCAACACCGAGAUGUUCCAGGGCAUGCAAGUCAGGUUUCCUCAGCUCUUCCCUCCCCUGAAGCCGGACAUGGUGGCCCAGAAGACCGUAGACGCCGUCAGGAGCAACACGGCCUUCGUGUACCUGCCCUGGACCAUGCACGCCCUCGUCAUCCUCAAGAGCAUCCUGCCUCAGUUCGCUCUGGAAGAGAUUCACAAGUUCACCGGGAGCUACACCUGCAUGAACACGUUCAAGGGGCGAACAUAGGCGUAGUUCGGGAGGACCGGCAGCUCGUGAUAGCGACACCGAGAACACUCGAGAGACUUUAUCGGACUUGGACAAUCUAAAGCGGGGCGACGUGAGAUUAGCCGCUCUAGCCAGGGCUCCAGGAGACGGGGACGGAGGCCAACGCGACGGCAUUCGACGCGACUCCAGAGUCGCCUGGACCGAACCACCUCCAGCGUUUUUAGUUUCCUCCGUGAAGAGACUCUGAUCAAACCUCUGCACCGUGCCUUUGACGACAAACUCACUUUCCCGUCGAAGGGUCGGAACCAGUAUCCUACUGGUUAAUGGUGGAAGGGGCUAGAGCUUAGAACCUCCUGCAGCCACCGUGAGAGCUGAACUCAAACAGGACCAGUUCUGUGGAUUCCAUUUCCUUGUUUUUCUUAGGUAGGGUUUUCAUGUUUGAAUUUUUUUUUGA
Molecule: messenger RNA, 1914 nt
Organism: Conger conger (European conger)
Lineage: Eukaryota; Metazoa; Chordata; Actinopteri; Anguilliformes; Congridae
Product: short-chain dehydrogenase/reductase 3-like
Exons: 6
Coding region: 573-1481 (302 amino acids)
Cellular component (GO): lipid droplet
Molecular function (GO): oxidoreductase activity, acting on the CH-OH group of donors, NAD or NADP as acceptor
Source: RefSeq, a predicted model, not a curated record